This is a messenger RNA of Gopherus evgoodei (Goodes thornscrub tortoise), 7208 nucleotides long. RefSeq names its product collagen type VII alpha 1 chain (gene COL7A1). The transcript has 88 exons. Lineage: Eukaryota; Metazoa; Chordata; Testudines; Testudinidae. The coding region runs from base 79 to 7131 and encodes 2350 amino acids. Gene Ontology annotation, molecular function: protein binding. The record is from RefSeq and is a predicted model, not a curated record.
UUUCCAGGCUCAAGGGAAGGAGAAGGGAGGCUCCUGACAAGUGAGAGGGAGGUCUGGCAGCACCCAGCACAGGCUUCCAUGAUGAGAGGGUGGAUCCUGCUUCUCGCUGUGCUCCUAGCUCCGGCACCAGUUAUGGCACAAAAAAGAAACCAAGGUACGUGUAUCAAUGUCUAUGCGGCAGACAUUGUGUUCCUGGUGGACGGAUCCUCCAGCAUUGGGAGGGCCAACUUCCGUAUGAUCCGAGCCUUCAUGGAGGACCUGGUCAGGCCCUUUGUCCAUGUGGUUGGUGAGAGAGCGGUGCGAUUCGGGGCAGUGCAGUACAGCGACGACCCCAGGCUCGAGUUCACGUUCUCCCAGCAUCCUAACGGGACGGAGGUGAAGAGGGCCAUCCAGCAGCUGAGCUACAAGGGCGGGAACACACGCACAGGCGCCGGCCUCCGAUACAUUGCUGACAACUUCUUUGGGCCCACUCAGAUCCGGACUGGGGUCCCAAAGGUCUGCAUCCUCAUCACAGAUGGCAAGUCUCAAGAUGACACUGAGCAGCCCUCCAUGAAGCUGAAGGCUCAGGGCACUAAGGUCUUUUCUGUGGGGAUCAAGAACGCAGACCGCGCGGAGCUCAUGCGUGUGGCCUCCACUCCCACAGAGGACUACUUCUUCUAUGUCAAUGACUUUAAGAUCCUGGGCACCCUGCUGCCGCUGGUGUCUCAGAGGGUGUGUGCCAGCACUGGAGGGUUCCUGCAGACGGGUCCGCGGGUGUACAGUGGCCCAUCCAACCUGGUCUUUGUGGAGCAGACGGUUGACAUGCUGAGGAUCCGCUGGACUGCGGCAGGCGGCCCGGUCACAGGCUAUAAAGUCCAGUACGUGCCACUCACGGGCUUGGGGCAGCAAGUGACAGCAGAGAUGCAAGAGGUCAACCUGAGCCCUGGGGAGACUAGCACCGUGCUGAGCCAGCUGAGAGGAGGGACGGAUUAUCUGGUCACUGUCAUCGCCCAGUAUGCCAACAGCAUCGGCGAGUCGGUCUCUGGCAAAGGACGCACUGGGGCCCUGUCUGGAGUGUCAAAUUUCCGAGUGGUGGAGGCCGGGCCGUCCUUCCUCAGACUGGCCUGGGGAGCUGCUCUGGAGAACUUGCAGGGCUACCGGAUCACCUACGUGGCCCGAGGUGAGGCUCAAGCAGAGGAGAUGAGCCUGGCAGCCAACGCCGUGUCCGUCACGCUCAGCAACCUGCGCCCCAACACUGAUUACGUGGUCACGCUUCAGCCUGUCUCCCAGCGGCAGACGGCAGCACCGUCCCAGCUAACCGGCCGAACCUUGCGUUUGGAAGGGGUGCAGCAGCUGUCAGUUCAGAAUAUCUCCCAGCAGAGCAUGCUGGUGACCUGGCGGAGUGUGAGUGGGGCUACUGGAUACCGGGUCUCGUGGGGGCUCCCCUCAGGUCAGGACAUUCGGAGAUUUGAUGUGGAUGCCAGCAAGAAUUCCUACCUGCUGACAGGGCUGCAGCCAGACACAGAUUACCUGCUGACAGUCACUUCACUCUACGGGCAAGUGGAGGGGCCCCCAGCCUCCAUUAGGAGAAGAACAGAAACAGGCAUAGUCCAGUCUCUGAGGACCGUCAUUCUGGGCCCAACAUCCAUCCAGGUAGCUUGGAACAUCAUCCGCGAUGCCCGUGGCUACCGACUGGAGUGGAGAAGAGCAACAGGUGCUGAGCCCCCACAGACUGUGUCCUUGCCCACCAACAUCAACAGCUACCAGCUCACUGGCUUGCAGCCAGCCACGGAAUAUCGCAUCACCCUCUACACACUGUACGAUGGGAGGGAGGUGGCCACACCCGUUACCAUCUCCCAGACAGGAGUGGAACCCCCAGUGGGCAGCAUUUCUGACCUGCGGGUCGUUGAUACCAUGGGGAAGAGGAUCCGGCUGGCCUGGACUGGGGUCCCGGGUGCCACCGAGUACAAGAUUGUGCUGCGCAACUCCCAGGAUGGCAGUGACAGGACCAGACUGAUCCCAGGCACCCAGACCACACUGGAGCUCGAGGACCUGAGAGAGGAGGUCACCUAUGUAGUGCGUGUGUCAGCCCUGAUUGGCAGGCGCGAGGGCAGUGUUGUCCCCAUCAGUGUCCGCAUUGAGCCGUCAGUGAGCAGCGUGUCCAAUCUGCAAGUGGUGCCUGUGGGUGUGGGCCGUGUGCGACUUUUGUGGAGUGCCAUACCCAGGGCCACUGAGUACAAGCUGGUGAUCACCAACAGGCAGGAUGGCUCAGAGGAGACCAGGCGCAUCCCCGGCAACCGGAAUUUCUUUGAGCUGCAGGAUUUGAAGGAGGGAGCCACAUACCUGGUGCAGGUGACAACCCUGAUGGGCAGCCAGGAAAGUGACCCUGCCACUAUCACUGUCCAGCUGGAUCGCCUGUCUGUGGACAGCAUCACCAACCUGCGGGUGGCUGAGAUCAGACCCAACCAGCUGAGGGUCGCAUGGAGUGGGCUUCCUGGGGCGACUGGCUACAAGCUGACAUGGCGAGCGAGUGAUGGUCAGGAGAUCUCCCGUGUCCUGCCAGCCGACAGGACCUCCUUCAGCAUCGAGGAGCUGCAGGCUGGGGCCGUCUAUGUCAUUGGGGUUUCGGCCCUGGUUGGCAGCAGAGAAGGCAGCCCCGUCACCAUUGCUGCUAGAACAGCUCCGGAGCAGGUGGGGACGGUCUCCAGCCUCAAGGUCCUCUCGUCCAGGAGCAACGUUGUCCGGGUCACCUGGGUUGGAGUGCCUGGGGCGACAGCCUACAAGGUGGUGUGGAGUCGGCGAGACGGGGGCUCCGAGUCGAGUGAGGUGGUUUCUGGUGACACCAGCUCCUUUGACAUUCUCAACCUGGAGGGUGGGGUCAGCUACACCGUGAAGGUCACAGCACUGAUUGGCAACCGUGAGGGUGACCCUGUCUCCAUCAUCGUCACCACACCUGCAGAGGUGGCCCCCCAGCCUGUGGGGAACCUGCGGGUGACUGACUCCUCGGACCAGCGCAUUCGCCUCACCUGGAGCCCAGCACUGGGCAGCACCGGGUACCGCCUGAGCUGGAGGCCAGCAGAUGGGGGGCCGGAGAGGAGCCAGCUGCUCGCCCCCAAUGUUAACUCCUACGACAUUGAAGGCCUGAGGGCGGGAGAGCGCUACGAGAUCCGGAUCACCAGCCUGGUGGGCAGCCAGGAGAGUGAGACUGUGGACAUCGCUGCCAACACUGCACCUCUGGGCCGAGUCACCAAUUUCCGGGUAACGGAGACCCGAGACAAUUCUGUGACCUUGGCCUGGACUCCAGCUCCCAGAGCCACCGGCUACCUCCUCACCUGGAAGCUGCCCCAAGAGGGAGGCGAGACGCAGAGUACACUGCCCGGGUCAGCAACGUCCCACCAGGUGUCAGGGCUGCGGCUGGGGCACAGAUACCUCUUCACCAUCCGGCCGCUGUUCGGGAGCGCCAGGGGCGCGGAGUCCACCCUCACUGACCGCACAGUUUGCAGGGACGCUCGCGGUGACAUCAUCUUCCUAGUGCAUGGCACCCGGGACAGUGCCUACAGCGCCGAGACCGUCCGUGCCCUGCUCUCCAACACCGUCUCAGCACUGGGCCAGCUGGGCCCCGAUGCCACCCAGGUGGGCGUGGUGAUCUACAGCUACCGCAGCAUCCCGUGGGUCCUGCUGAAUCGCUCCAGUGAUGUGGGUGCUGUCCUGGAGCGGAUCCGCACCAUGCGCUAUGAGGAGCCCAGCGGCAAUGCCCUGGGAGCUGCCAUCAACUUUGCCAGGACCUACAUGCUGAGCCCCAGUGCAGGGCGCCGGCCUGGUGUGCCAGGGGUGCUGGUGGUGCUGGCAGACAGCCCCUCCGGUGACGAUGCCAUUGGGCCGGCCAGGGAGAUCAAGGCAGCAGGGAUCCAGGUGCUGGCGGUGGGCAUGGACGGGGCAGAUCGUGAGCAGCUGCGCCGCAUUGUCACCAAUGAAGACGCACACCAUGUUUUCUAUGCCCAGGAUUCGAGGGCCGGCCUGUCAGAACUGGAGGACAGGCUCGCCAGCACCCUCUGCAGGGUGACCGUCACAGACAGGCUGGAGCCCUGCACAAUUCAGUGUCCCAAGGGUGAGAAGGGGGAGCCCGGCCAGACUGGGCAGAAAGGACGUGUGGGGCAGCCUGGCCCCCCUGGAAACCCGGGGCUCAAUGGGCUUCCAGGCCCCCCAGGACCAAUGGGGCCACGGGGUGCCCCAGGCGAGAUCAUCGAGCGGCCAGGCCAAAAGGGGGAAAGAGGAUUACCAGGAGCGGAUGGGAUCCCAGGAAGCCCUGGUCGCCCUGGCAACUCUGGCUCCCCUGGCCAGCCAGGUAGACAAGGCAUUCCUGGCCUCCGAGGGCUCCCGGGGGAGCAGGGCCCAGUGGGGCCUCCCGGGCAACGGGGAGAGAAAGGCGAACCGGGAGAUCCAGGAGUGAUUGUGAACGGAGGAGGGGGGCUGCCUGGCCGGAAAGGGGAGCCUGGGAGUCGGGGAAAUCCUGGCCUCCCUGGGAACCCUGGGCCUAGAGGAGCAGUCGGUGAUCCAGGACCUCCUGGGCCCAUUGGACCUCCAGGGCCAUCAGGACCUGCCGGAGAGUUUGUCAAGGGGGCGAAAGGCGAGCGAGGGGAGCGGGGCCCCCCCGGGCUGAUUGAUGGGGUAACUCCCAGAGGAGAGCCAGGCAUCCCGGGCUUGCCUGGUGAUCCUGGUUCCCCUGGGCCCCGGGGACCUGCUGGGCCCCCAGGACAGAAAGGAGACAAGGGUGAUGGAGAAGAAGGUUUUCCAGGGCCGCCGGGUCGCCCAGGGGACCCAGGAGAUCGGGGCCCGAGAGGACCUCCAGGUGAACAAGGAAGCAAGGGAGAUCGCGGGCAGCCGGGAGAACUCGGAGAAGCAGGGGAGAAGGGUGAUCGCGGACCCCCUGGGCCGGAAGGGAAGAAGGGGGAGCUGGGAGCUCCAGGCCGCCUGGGCCCAGCAGGCAGAGAGGGAUUGCCAGGACCGUCCGGCCCCCGAGGGGAAAAGGGGGAUCAAGGUGCUCCUGGGGAACCCGGAAAGCCGGCUUCCACCGUCUCUGGGAUCAAAGGAGAGAAGGGUGACAGAGGCCCUGCAGGAGCAGAGGGGGCCCCAGGUCCCCGGGGAGACGCAGGAGAUAAAGGAGAUCGCGGCCUCCCUGGAUUCAGUGUCACUGGCCCACCUGGCCCCAAAGGAGAGCAGGGCGACAGGGGGAUUGUCGGCCUCACUGGCAAGAGUGGCCCAAAGGGUGACCCCGGGGAACCUGGGGAGAAGGGGGAGCUGGGGAGACCAGGAGCUCCAGGGCAGAUGGGCCUGCGAGGGAAAGAGGGUGAACGUGGUGAGAAGGGUGACGAGGGGACCCCAGGAGAGCCGGGUCAGCCUGGCAAAUCUGGUGACCGGGGCCCCCGGGGCCUACCAGGAAACCGUGGCCUCCCUGGGGAGAAGGGUGACCAGGGCGACUCCGGCGAUGAUGGCAAAAAUGGCAGUCCUGGAGUGCCAGGGGCCAAGGGUGACCGCGGGGAACCGGGGCCGCCUGGACCCCCAGGACGAAUUGUUGAUCCGGGACCUGGAGGAGGAACUGGAGAGAAAGGUGAGAAGGGGGAGCCAGGGGACCCCGGAGAGGAUGGGAUGAAGGGCGCGAAGGGCGAGGUUGGAGUACUUGGCCUGCCUGGAGAAAGGGGGAUCGAAGGCCCCAGAGGUCCCCCCGGAGCUCGGGGUGACCCUGGAGACCGAGGCCAAUCAGGAGACAAGGGAGACCGAGGCCCUCCGGGGCUGGAUGGCCGGAACGGGUUGGAUGGCAAACCUGGGCAAAUGGGCCCCGCGGGGCAAAGGGGUGAUCCAGGCAAGCAGGGUGAUCCCGGCCGAGAUGGGCUGCCAGGCCAGCGAGGGGAGCAAGGUCCCCCAGGAGCCAUCGGCCCCCCAGGACCACCAGGCUUAGCUGGCAAACCCGGAGAUGACGGCAAACCCGGCCUGAAUGGGAAGAACGGAGAAGAUGGGACUCCAGGAGAAGAUGGGAGGAAGGGGGACAAAGGAGAAGCUGGAGCCCCUGGCAGAGACGGUCAAGAAGGCCCCAAGGGCGAGCGAGGAGACCGUGGGGUGCCAGGCCCCUUGGGAUCUCCUGGUGUCCCCGGUGUACCUGGGCAGGUUGGACCCCCAGGCCAGGGUGCUCCAGGCCUCGCUGGGGCUGCCGGACAAAAGGGUGACCGAGGAGAGGCUGGACCCAAAGGAGAACAGGGCAGACCUGGGGAUCCUGGACAACGUGGUGAGCCUGGGACGGUCUCGAAUGUUGAACGUGCCCUGGAAGCCUAUGGGAUUAAGAUUGCCUCGCUCAGAGAGAUCACUGGAGCCUAUGACGGCAGCACUGAUCCAUUCCUGCCCUACCCUGACCGCCGGAGAGGCCCAAAGGGUGAUAGGGGAGACUCAGGGGAGAGGGGACCUCCAGGCAAAGAGGGUGCGACAGGCUUUCCUGGAGAAAGAGGGCCCAAGGGUGACAAAGGUGACCAAGGCCCUGCUGGCCCCCAAGGCCCCAUGGGACGUGCUAUCGGAGAGCGAGGUCCAGAGGGGCCGCCUGGCCAGGCAGGGGAACCUGGCAAGCCUGGAAUCCCAGGGGUGCCAGGCCGGGCCGGGGAGCUCGGAGAGGCUGGCAGGCCUGGCGAGAAGGGCGAUCGGGGCGAGAAGGGCGAUCGGGGAGAGCCGGGCAGAGACGGCAUGCAGGGUCCUCCAGGGCCCCCAGGACCUAAGGCAGAUGUGAUGGAAGGGAGCCUCUCGGGUCUUCCGGGGGAGCGUGGACCCACAGGACCCAAGGGAGCCAAGGGAGAGCCCGCUGUGGAUGGCGAGAGAGGACCCAAAGGAGAUAAGGGUGAACCUGGACAGAAGGGAGAGAGAGGUGAAGCUGGCGAGAAAGGCAGGGAUGGCAGCCCGGGCCUCCCAGGAGAAAGAGGCCUUGCUGGGCCAGAAGGGAAACCGGGUAUGCCAGGCUUUCCCGGAGUUCUAGGCCGACCGGGCAACCAGGGAGAUCCAGGGCCACCAGGCUCAGCUGGGCUUGUUGGACCACCAGGUGCGCAGGGCCCACCCGGAAUAAAGGGAGAUUCAGGGACCACAGGGUGCUCCAGGAUUGCCAGGACCAGUGGGUGAGACUGGAAAGCCUGGCGUGCCGGGGAGAGAUGGCGUUCCGGGGAAGGAGGGAGAACCAGGGCUGCCUGGGAAAAUGG